Molecule: messenger RNA, 486 nt
Organism: Anopheles maculipalpis
Lineage: Eukaryota; Metazoa; Arthropoda; Insecta; Diptera; Culicidae
Product: bacchus-like
Exons: 3
Coding region: 20-334 (104 amino acids)
Source: RefSeq, a predicted model, not a curated record
CCCCCCAAGCAAAGUAAAUAUGAGUUCCGCGGACAAAAACAGUGAAGUUGAGGUGGAGAAUGUUGCCGCCGCCGAGGAGAAGGCAGAAACCAAGGAGGUGAAAGGAGUCAAGCGGCCCGCCGACGAGAAAACCGCCGAAACGAAAAAAGUAAAGAAGGAUGAAAAUGGUGCCGGCGAAGAAGAGGAAGAAGUGGAAGAUGAAGGAGAGGAACUAGAGGGAGAGGAUGAGGAAUAUGACCUUCCAUACGGCGACGAGGAAGAUAUUGAGGCGGAAGAUGAGGAAGAGGAAGAGUGUGAUGAAGUUGAGGGCGAGGAAGAGGAAGAGGACGCGUAAUGAACGAAAGUGCAUAUGUGAGAGUGAGACUAACAAAAAACAAAAAAAAAACAAAAUAACUCUAGUAAUAGGUGAUUUAUUAUUUUGAAUUUGCGUUAGUGGGAGUGGGGGAGAAGCUGCAAGGAGGAAGUAUAUGCAUCGAUGAAAACGAU